Messenger RNA from Drosophila grimshawi, 898 nucleotides. RefSeq names its product prolyl 4-hydroxylase subunit alpha-1. The coding region runs from base 76 to 831 and encodes 251 amino acids. Gene Ontology annotation, cellular component: endoplasmic reticulum. Gene Ontology annotation, molecular function: protein binding; procollagen-proline 4-dioxygenase activity. NCBI's taxonomy places the organism in Eukaryota, Metazoa, Arthropoda, Insecta, Diptera, Drosophilidae. The record is from RefSeq and is a predicted model, not a curated record. The transcript has 2 exons.
AUUCUGUUCAAUUUUUGUUGUAUUUGCGUAGGAUUGCGCAGUGUUUGUGCCAAAAACGUCGCGUCCAAUAAUGAGAUGCAAAGUUUUCUUGAAAUGGAGGAUAUUUUCAUAAGAAAUUUUGACUCAUAUUUGAACAAGGCGGCCGAAGAACAGCAAAGUAUUGUCAGAUUUCUGAAGCGCGUUGCUACCGAGUAUGAGAAUAUCAAAGAUCCAGGGACAUAUUUUGGUAAUCCGUUGAAUACCGUCGUAAUGAUCAGCCGCUUCGCAAAUAACUGGAAGCACGAGGUCUUCGAUGUAAUAGCUUCCAACCACACUUUCACUCAAUACCAAACAAAGUUAAACAACGAGUUAGACGAGUACAAUAUUGAGAAACCAACGAUGGAUGAUCUGCAGUUCGCCAGUUACGAUAUAUUGAACAUGCAGGAGAUUCAUAAUCUGAAUACAUCAGAGUUGGCAAAUGCAGUUCUGUCCAUCGACGAAGAGACAGGCGAGAAUUCGACACUAAGUGCCAGCGAUUGCUACAUGAUUGGACGUUCUCUGUAUGAACUGCAGAAUUAUAGCUUCGCCACCGAGUGGCUACAGCAGGCACGACAACAUGCAUCGAAUGAUGGCCCAGAGUUCCCCACUGUUAAUCGCAUUAAAAUACUAGAAGACUUGGUACUGUCACUGAACCGGCAACGCAGCUACAAGCUGGCCAGCAAAGUGAACAAAGAAAUAUUAAAAUCUGAGCCCACUCAUGCGAGAGCGCUAAUCAAUAAAGUUGAUCUGCAGAACAAACUAACUUUGGAGCGAAUCAAAAUCUCAAACCUCGAUCUAGAAGAAGAUCUAUAAACAGAAUUCCAACUAGCAAACAAAUAAAGCAUAUAUCUUAACCACAAUAAAACAAUUACAGCUUAAC